CAGGUUGUUCAGAGAAGUUUGUCAGGACAAGUCAGUUUUAAUGAUAUGGAAUGUGAAGAGGCAGGGGCUCAACAUUGCAGGGCCUGUGCACUCUUGACAGAGGUAUACACUAGUAAGUGACUGUUCGUAUUUUAGUAUGUUAGUACUUUCCACAGAGUGAUCAUGGCUGAGUACAAGCUAGAAGUGACUACAGGUGACAUGCAAUAUGCAGGAACAUGGGACCACCUGUAUGUCACCUUGUUUGGAACUAAAGGGCAGAGUGAGCGGACUGAGUUGAACAACUUUGGUACUGACUUUACUACUGGGACAACAGGGACCUACACCAUGAACACCAGUUUGUCUCUGGGGAACCUUCUGCUGGUCAAGGUGGAGAAAGAUCCUUUCUUUAUUCUACCAGAAGAUGAAUGGUACUGCUCCAAAAUAGUGGUGACAACUCCAGAAGGAGAUGUCCUUCUUUUCCCCUGUUACAGAUGGAUCUCCAGAGGAGAACUGGUGGAGCUGAGAGGAGGAAGAGCCAUCAAGGUAUUUGAGGAGGACCAACCCCUGUUGAUUGACCAUCGAAAAAAAGAACUGCUAGUCAGAAAGGACAUUUACCAAUGGAAAACCAUGGCUGAAGGAAUACCCCACCAGAAUAAUUUCGAUGAUGGGUCUGAGCUCCCAGCUGAAAUCCGGUUCUCUAAAUCCAAAUCAACUGAAAUAAGUAAUACAAAAACAAAACUAGGUCUUGAACUCAAGCUUAAGGGGCUGCUUGGAACUGCUGAAAAUUGGGAAACCAUUGAAGACAUGAAAAACAUCUUCUGGUACAAAAGAACAACAAUGUCAGAGUAUGUUGCAGAACACUGGAUGGAAGAUGACUUUUAUGGAUUCCAGUUUCUGAACGGAAUCAACCCCACCAUGAUCAAGCGCUGCUCAGAGCUACCCUCAAACUUUCCAGUCACAGAAGAGAUGGUGAAGUCGUUCCUGGAAGAGGGAAGCUCUCUGGAGAAAGAAAUGGAGAAAGGUAACAUCUUCCUCUAUGACCAAAAGAAGAUGGAUGGGAUGCAAGGUAGACUCCACAAUGGUGAACGCCUGCACGUGACUGCUGGACUGUGUUUGUUUUACAUGAACCCAAAUAACAAACUGAUACCAAUUGCAAUACAGCUGCAUCAAAAACCUUCCGAGGAGAACCCCAUCUUUCUGCCCAGUGACACGGAGACUGACUGGCUGCUAGCCAAGAUGUUUAUUAAAAAUGCAGAUACCAUGGAUCAUGAAUCAGUCCAUCAUCUCAUGAACACUCACUUUCUGGCAGAAGUCUAUACUCUUGCCACUCUCCGCAACUUUCCUGUGAUUCAUCCCCUCUACAAGCUGCUGUUUCCACACUUCCAGGACACUCUCUUUGUAAACACUUGUGCAAAAAGCAUAAUCUCAUGGAAGAGAA
Molecule: messenger RNA, 1417 nt
Organism: Larimichthys crocea (large yellow croaker)
Lineage: Eukaryota; Metazoa; Chordata; Actinopteri; Sciaenidae
Product: hydroperoxide isomerase ALOXE3
Exons: 9
Biological process (GO): lipid oxidation
Molecular function (GO): oxidoreductase activity, acting on single donors with incorporation of molecular oxygen, incorporation of two atoms of oxygen; protein binding; iron ion binding
Source: RefSeq, a predicted model, not a curated record